UGAGCCUACGCUGCAUUACAUAGUUGAAUCGCGUGCCGCAAGAUGGCGCCACCAGUCAUACUUGCUCCGCGCCAGCUGCUGCAUUAGCCGCAUCCCAGCCAGCCGCCGUCCGCAAACAAAACUCGCUGCCGAAGUUUGUUCGGUUGCUGUUGCUUUUUUUUCCCCGUUCUUGGCUGCUUGUCGGACUUGGCGUGCGUGUUUGUGUGUGUGCUUCGGGGGUCUCGUCGGAAUGUGUGCGGCGGCGCCGAUUCAGGGAAACGCUUCGCUAUAACGGCCGUCCUGCUUAGGUCAUGCUUCUAAGGGACUGCCCAUCGUAUCUUCAGGAUGUGUGAUCGUGUGUCCGCUGUGCCGAUGUGACGGAUCGGCAAGCGCAAAGUGCCCCGUGCGCCACAGGAGCGUCGUCGCCUUGUGUGUGUGUGCCCCUGGAGUUCUGGGGGGGGUUACCCCCGUCCCGUCUGGAUCCGUCAUGGCUAAUCCACCGACGAGACGGCACGGAUCUAUGAAGAUCAGACUGACAGUGCUGUGUGCCAAGAACCUGUGCAAGAAAGACUUCUUCCGUCUUCCCGACCCAUUCUGCAAGAUCAGCGUAGAUGGUUCGGGCCAGUGCCAUUCGACGGAUGCCUGUAAAAAUACUCUCGAUCCCAAGUGGAAUCAGCAUUAUGACCUGUACCUGAGCCGAUCGGACUCCAUCACAAUCAGCGUGUGGAACCACAAAAAGGUCCAAAAGAAGCAGGGGGCCGGCUUUCUCGGAUGUGUGCGCAUCAUGGCCAAUGCCAUACAGCAGCUCAAGGACACUGGCUACCAGCGGCUAGACCUGAUGAGGAAUACGCCGGGGGAGGAGGGUGGGGACCUUGUUCGAGGCCAAAUCGUCAUCAGCCUACUCUCCCGGGAUGGGCACGGCCUCGGAAGCCAGAACGUCGUGGUCGACAACAACCUGAGCGCCCUUGCUUGUCACGAAGACCUGCCUGAAGGGUGGGAGCAGCGACGAACGGCCACUGGCCGCCUCUACUACGUCAACCACUGGAGCCGCUCCACGCAGUGGGAGAAACCGCUCAGGCCUGCAUACGAAAUGGUGAACAUGGUUGCCCCCCUGUCUAACCGGAACAGCAUGCAUGUCGGCAGCAUCAGCGCUGGCAGCGCAGCCAACUCUCGGGCUCAGCGCCGGUCUCUGCCUCCGCCUGCAUCGUCCACGGCCAAUGAUGAAGCGCAGCCACCUCCUCCUCCUCCGCCUCCACCUCCUCCGCAGGAUGAGCGCAAUGGAGCACCACCAUCACCGUCUCCGCCACCUGCGAGUUCUCCACAGGCGGACACACCGCAGUCCAACGCUCGGCGGCGGUCGACGCGGCAUCGUAACUACCUGGCCCGCAACCAGCUUCACAGGGCAGCUGACCUUCCUGAGGGAUAUGAGGUGCGGACGACACAGCAGGGCCAGGUCUACUUCUACCACGUGGCAACAGGGGUCAGCACAUGGCACGACCCCAGGGUGCCUCGCGACUUCCCCUCUGGCGACCUUGAAGCCCUGGGACCCCUGCCUCGGGGCUGGGAGAUUCGUUCGACUCCCACGGGACGGCUGUACUACGUGGACCACAACAAUCGCACCACACAGUUUACCGACCCUCGCCUCCCUCUGCUGGGACUCACGCCAGCUGCCAGGAGAGCACUGCCCAUGUCCCAAAUGCCAUCGGCACAGGGACAUCAGAUGUCUCCUGCCCAUGCUUCACCAGCGCCUUCUGCUCCGACCUCGAACAUGACCUCCGGAUCUUCGAGCCUUACAUCGUCGAGCACGGCGGCUCAGCCCAGCGUGGCUCCAUCCAGCACUUCCCGAGAGGCACCACCUCCGCCAGCAGGCCCGCCUGGUGGACAGCGUAGCCCACCGGGUCCGCCCAACCCAUUAACAACGAACGCCAACCCUCCCGGCGGGAGCGUCCAGCCACACGUCAACAACGCUCCCUCGCAGCCGACUAACCCGUCGUCGCUGCCGCCCCCUCAGAGCCCCAUGUCACCCAUCAAUGUAAACGGCUUGCCACCUGUUGUGCCUUCAAUGACGGCGACCAACAACCACCGGAACAGCUUCUUCGGUGGCGGCGGGGUGCCUUACCUGGCGAACAACAGUCCCGCACCGACGGUCACGAGUCCCACGUCAUCGUCGGCGCUCAUCAUGGAGCGCUCGUCGUCGCCCGAGCUGUCGUGCCUGCCCAAGUACAAGCGGGACCUGGUGCAGAAGCUGACGGCUCUGCGGCAGGAGCUGCAGACGGUGCAGCCCCAGUCGGGCCACUGCCGCCUGGAGGUCUCUCGGGAGGACAUUUUCGAGGAGUCGUAUCGGCUCAUCAUGAAGAUGCGUCCCAAGGACCUCAAAAAGCGGCUCAUGGUCAAGUUCCGUGGCGAGGAAGGCCUCGACUACGGGGGCGUGGCCAGGGAGUGGCUGUACCUUCUGUCGCACGAGAUGCUGAACCCGUACUAUGGCCUGUUCCAGUACACACGCGACGACAUCUACACCCUCCAGAUCAACCCGGACUCCUCGGUGAAUCCGGAACACCUGUCGUACUUCCAUUUCGUGGGACGCGUCAUUGGGUUGGCUGUGUUCCAUGGCCACUACAUAGACGGCGGCUUUACGCUGCCUUUCUACAAGAUGCUCUUGGGGAAGCCCAUCCACCUGGACGACAUCGAGGUCGUUGACCCGGACCUGCACCGAAGCCUGACCUGGAUGCUGAACAAUGACAUCGGGGACAUCAUAGACACAACCUUCUCCGUGGAGCACAAUGCCUUCGGACAGCUCCAGGUUCACGAACUCAAGCCCAACGGCAAGGACCUGCCCGUCACGGACGACAACAAGAAGGAAUACGUCAGGUUGUUCGUCAACUACCGGUUCAUGCGAGGAAUCGAGCAGCAGUUCCUGGCUCUACAGAAGGGCUUCAGUGAACUCAUUCAUCCGAACCUGUUGAAGUCCUUUGACGAGAAAGAACUAGAGCUGGUGAUUGGCGGGCUGGGCAAGAUCGACCUGGAGGACUGGAAGGCCAACACGCGGCUCAAGCACUGCACGGCCGACAGCAAUGUGGUCAAGUGGUUCUGGCGAACCGUCGAGUCGUACAGCGAGGAACGGCGAGCCCGGCUCCUCCAAUUCGUGACGGGCAGCUCGCGGGUUCCCCUCCAAGGCUUCAAGGCUCUCCAGGGUUCCACGGGAGCGGCAGGCCCCAGGUUGUUCACGAUACACAUGAUCGAUGCCAACACGGACAACUUGCCAAAGGCACACACAUGCUUCAACCGGAUUGACCUGCCUCCGUACGAAACACAAGAAAAGCUCAGCGAGAAACUGACCCAGGCCAUUGAGGAGACUUGUGGGUUCGCUGUGGAGUGACUUUCGUUUUAUAGCUUUCAAAUACGCUGCGUCAUCACCCAAGUCGUCAGUGAGGACACAGUGAACGGUGGCACUUCUGACGGUGCGUCACAUCACCCCGCAGUUCAGUGCGUCAUGCGUUCUCAAGAGUUGUGUUGCACCACCUCGUGGUCGGGAGAGGCCCGGCGACACGAAGCAGCCACUGUCUCGGCUGAGGCAUCCCAGCAUGUUCGGAUGUGCCGCGAAACCACUGGCGAUUGCUUACUGGUGUGUGUGGUGUGUGUGGUGUGAAAGUUUAGCUGAGCAACUGUACGGGUCUUCGUUCGUCUUUUUUUUUAAAUCUUGCAUAGCUUUCUGGCUGCUCAUGUUGUCGUGGCAAUUGAACGAACACAUAUAUACAUAUACUCACACGAGGGAGAGAAAGAGAGAGGAUUGUCACGUGUGAUAAGAAGCUAGAUUAGCUUUGCCGAAUGACGCAACAAAACGCAGCUGUCUCUUCCCAACGUUUUCUUCCUUUUCUAUUUUUUCAUACUGCCACUGCCAUUACAACGACAGAACAACGAGUACAGUUUUCCUCGUGCUCGUUCUUCUUCUUUCUUGUUUUCUUUCAAGCGUUGGCCUGCCUGUGUUGCGUUCUUCAUUCAAAUUUUGCAUUGUACAAAGUCUUCUGUUCGCACCAGUGCCUCGCUUUGCAGCAAAAAGGUGUUCCGCGGAGGAUCAUCGCAGUUGCUCAUUUCCGAGCUUCGUCCCCCGCUCUAUGCAAGAACUUGACCCUUGUUAAGGUUUUCGGCAUCCUCGUGGUUUUUCGGAUUGUUGUUCCAAGUUGACGCUGAGCAUGGAGCUCCUAGAAGAUACUAUCUCAUUUCUGUACAUAGUCACAACUCCUCUCUCGACGAACACUUUGUCACAUAUUUUGCUGCGCUUAUUAUUAUUUUUUUUUUUUACCCUGGACGUACCAUCUAGUUAUGAAGCAACUGGUAUUGUUUACUCAUCGCCUUACUUCUAUUUCUCGCAAGUAUUUUGUUGUGCUUUGCUGCUGAAAGCUUCAGUCACUGUUGCCUUUCAUUGAGAAAAAAAAAUUGUAUGUACUAUAUAUAUAUAUUGUUCUUUCGUGUUUCUUCUUUUUUUUUUUUUUUGUUUAAGCAGCAUGUGAUGAGAAACUAGGUCUCGCCAAUCAAUUUCUGUAGAGUGCUGUGGGAAUGCUUGUUUAGAUAAUCUCAUCGUAAAUAGGAACUGCUUUUUGACCCCCAACAAUGGGAAUGUUUUACUGGUUGGGACAUGGCAGAAAAAGUGAAAGUGCUCUGGGAAUGAAUUGCAUGCAGCCAUGAGUAGUCAUUGUAGUCUUGAUGAACCACAUGGGGAUAUAAUUUUUUUUUUUAGUUGCAGUAGUUAUCACAGUGCACAUUGGUAACCGAAAGAAACAAACAUUUGCUGUGAUAGCCCUGAAAACGACGAGACUGCUUUUAAGCGUUUACCAACAAAUGCCGACACAAGAAAGCGAUUACUAUAUUUUGCUUAACUUUGUUUGUCGUAUGCUGUGAAAAGUGUGCUUGUAACUUUUCUUGCUUAUAAUUAUUUUUCUGUGUGUGCUUGUUUGACGAAAGGUGUGUGGUCAUGCUUUGUAACUUGGCACCUUAUUUAAUGGAAGGCUUCUAUAUGGGCUGUUCCACGUAACUUUAGCCAAACGUUUAAAAUAUGCAAAUGCAACGUAGCUGGACAGAACCAAGGUAAUGUUACUUGCCUUCACGGGGAGAUGCUGCAAUUAUUUUUGCAUUCUGCCUAAUGACGUAAUUAUACUUAAUAAUUAAUCAACUUCUCAAAUAUUAUAAUUGGAUUAAAAGUGUCAAGGAGAAAAUGGUAGAGCAACAGGGAAAACUCCUGAUACAGCUUUCUGUUGAAUACGUGCUACAUAAAAGCGUUUUUCUAAGCAUGAAAGAAGCCAGCGAACACACACUAAGUGCCCCAAGCGGCCAGUCGCAUGGCAAUUUUGCGUGUAUUUGUGGGCUUCUUUCAAGCUCUGAAAAACACUUCUUUAGCAUCUAUACAGAAAGCUGUAUCGGGAGUUUCUCAUGUUGCUAUACAAUUUUUUUCAUUGACACUUUUCAUCUGAUUAUAACAUUUGAGAAGUUGAUUAACUAAUUAUUAAUAAUUAUGUAAAUAGGCAGAAUGCAAAAAAUAAUUGCAAUGUCGCCAUGCAAUGACAAACAACAUUACCUUGGUUCUGUCCAGCUACACGACAUUUGCAUAUUCUUAAGGUUUGGCUGAAGUUAUGCAGGAUACUCUGUAUAUUUUUUUUCCUCAACUGUGUGCUUUAUUUUACCAUUUUCUUACCCACUGUGUGUUUAUUUCUUUUUACUAUAGCGCAUUAUUAUGAUUAUUAUUAUUAUUAUUAUUAUGACUUAUUUUUCUGUUGCUUUGGCACCACCCUGUAUGGUUAAGCAAAGCAGACGUUGAACUGCACCACUUGUCUGUUUUUUGGCAACCAGCUGCAGCAACUAGUCCGAUGUGCCUCCGCCCCCAUUUAACCAUAUUUUUUUGUUAUUUCGUUCACGGACAGACGGCAUGAUCAUUUGCUUAGCUAAGCAUCCACUGCUUCUUACUCAGCCAUUUUACAUUCAAUCGUGUAGAAAACUGGCACGUUCUCACACGUGACCUCCAUGUGAUGGUCAUAUGUUCCCAUGCGUGACUGUCACACGUCUGCACAUAUGAUCCCCAUGUGACAGCCACAUUUGCAAGUGACUCCCAUGUGGCAUUUACGUGUUUGCACAUGUGGCUGCCAUGUGACGGUCACUGAGAGUCACAUGUCUACACGAGUUCCACGAGACAAUCACAUGUUUGUGGAUGACUCCCAUGUGACAGUCACAUGUUUGCACGUGACUCCCACGUGAUGGUUACAUGUUUGCACAUAUGAAUGUGAUGUGAUGGUCACUGAAGUUCAUGUACUUGCAUAUGACUCCCGUGUGACCGUCACAUGUUGGCACAUACUACUCCCAUGUGGUGGUCGCACAACUCCGGUGUGGCAGUCACAUUUGCACCAGUGACUCCCAUGUGACAGUCACAGACCUUCCCUUGAGCUGUGUUUGUGUGUGCACUCAACCGGAAGUUUGUCUCAUAGCAAACGACCACCUGUCAAAGAUCUCACAUGGUGCCCAUGAACUUACACUCAGUCUAGCCAGCUCCGUGCGAUGAAGCAACAGCUACAGGUCGUGUCAGCCAAUCGGAACAAAGAACCAGGAGAAGGGUUCACUCCUUUAUCGUUCACCUCUAUCUAGUUGGCCUCUGUGCGACACCAACUGAAUAGACCCGUCACAGAAGGUUUAUUAGCACACAGCAGGCGAGCACUCUACAAGCAGCUGGUAUUCAUUGCUGAUUGGCUAACGCAACCCUUGUCUUCACUCCACUGCACGGAGAUGACAAGACUGAAUAUAGUACCAUUGGAUGCACCUGAAUGGACUCUUCAAAGGAAGUGUUGCUCCAUUCGUGUGUGUGUUCCUUCAUCACUUGUUCUACUUGAGCAGGCAUGUACAGUACACUUGCAGUGAUUCAAACAUCAAUCAUUCUAAAUUUUAGUUAACUCGUAGGAAUAUGAGGAAUAUGGUUGGUGGGCUGCAUUAUCAAUGUGAUUCAAAGCCACUUAAUUUAAAAAAAUUUUAAUUGCAUUUAACAUUUUAGGAUUAGGCCUGGUUAAGAAAAGAAUUGCAACUGACUUUGCACAGUGGAAAAUUGAAGAUCAUGAAAGUACAUGAGCACCCUUGUCUCUAAACUGUGCUGCGUGUCCUUUAUGACUAAAUGUGCUGGAGGGUUACUGUUACUUGAUCAUUGACAUUGCAGAGGCUAAAAUUUAAAGGCUUGGAGGCUUGACCUAACAAUACUUAUUCAUUCUGAAGCAAGGGUUUAGACCAGCAAAUGUUUGAAGGCUUUGAAUGGUUUAGACACCAUUCUUGACUCGCAUAUUUGUUUUCAUCAUAAGAUUGAGCUUUGCUGUCAAAGUUUCACGCCCACAAAGACUUCCCACACUUAGCACCACCUGGUGAUGCAAGAUCUUAUAAAAGCUACCAUGACUGCAUGUUUGCUUGCGUGCUAGAACCGUAACGAGAGUGCUUUGUCUCCCGUCAUUAAUGCUCCUCCGUUGACAGUUUCGUCGCCAGAGCGCAAAGUCAUUUCACAUUCCAAGCAAACGAAUGGCAGGAAGUUUGCACCCUGCCAAGUUUUAAAAAGAAAGGAAUGAAUAAAGAAGCGCUGGGUACAUUGCGAGCUGUGUGAGGCACUCCAAUUGUGCUUCAAACCUGUGGCUUGCAAUGUUGCACCCACAGCUUGUGGUGGAGUCCGUCACCGAGUUCUUUUCCAGACGUCUGUGCAGAGUCGGUGAACGUAUAUUCUAGGUUGUCGUGGUGGAACAACCGUGUUUGACGACCGAUGCCUCCAUUUUUCUUUUUGCGUAGAAUCUUUUCCAUAUCUUCUGACACUGCCAUUAGAUGGCCCAGGCUGCUCGGUGUACUUAUCGAAUACCUGACGUAGUAGUUUGCGCAGCCGGCAACCACAUAGUAUCUCCCGUGCGUCUUACACACGCUUGUACAAGUCUUUUUGAAGCACUACUGUCAUGCAACCCCGCCAUGUUUGAGAGGGGCACAAAUUAGUUGUUAUAGCUUCUGGCGUUCUUGAAGCUGUGAGAAGCUUCUGGUCGAAAGUAUGUAUAGCCCAUUGUUGGAGUGCUUCACGUGACCCCUCCCCCCUCCCCCACCUCUUUUGUUCGAAAUUUCGAGUUAAAAAGCCUCGAUGCUCUGCUGCCUGUCUGCUGAUGUUGCACAAAAGCACAGAGCACAUGUAUGAAUGUGUUUAUAGAGUUGUCUGUAUGGCUUUUAGAUUCUGUACAAAGCUAGAGAGGAAACCUUGUUAAAGUACCGUUUUGUGGCACUUCUGGCCUCAAAGUGUCAAAAUGCCAAUGUAGUUGAAAGUACCGCGCAGCAUUGGGCGCUUGCUUUCUUCAUCGGCUGUAUGGUCCAUAUGCAACCAUCCUUCAAGUUUGUGUCAGUAAGCUAGUUGUGUGCUUGAUUUUUCUACUCAAUUGAUGAUAGUCACGCUUGGUUUGGGUUUGUGCCUUUGUGUGUGGAUACCGUUCUGCUUCCCUGUGUUCUGGUCAUACGGAAUGUGCCGUCGACAGGGCAGCCCUGUUUAGAUGGUGCUCCUCGCUAAACUGGUCUGCACUCGCAUUUUGCAUGGAGGUGGCAUUUUGUGGCGCAAGUUAUGUUCUAUGCCAGGCUCGCAUGCAGAGUCUCCUGAAGGAAUGGUGGACAAAAAUAUUUGGCUUCUCCUUCGUAGAAGAAACAGCACCACCUCCUAUUGCCAGGAGGGUUGCCAACUUCAUGUUCCAUCUCCAUGGCGGGUGUUUCGACUUUCUUAGGAUAGAUGGCACUACUGUCCCUUUCAACGAGAUGACUCAGAUGACGCAAACUUCUGGCUUGUUCUGGUUGAACCAGACGAGUAUUCCAUUCCAAGCAUAGUAGUAAACAAGACGUACCACUGAAUGCCAACGCUGUUCAAAAUAUGAUGGCAAAUGAACCAGUGGCUGAGACAGCAGAGCCAUUUAAGCAGGCCUCUCUUUCCGACUGAACACACAGUAUGCGCCUCUUAUCAGCACAACCCCUAGACAUGAGCAGUGCCGAUACCUUGCAGCUUUUUGUUUUAUGUAGUGGUUACGAAAAAGUAAGAACUUUUCUUUUGUACAAGAGCAUUUUCCCAUUCCGUCUGUAAGUAGAUUAAGGAAUCCGAAACAAUGUGUGAUCUUCCACUGCCACUAAAAACAAAAGUAGAUGAGUUGCAGCUUUGGAAAGCCCGCGACGUUACACCACUGCAGUUGCACCAUGGCUUGUGCCUUGUGACUCUUUUGUGUUUAGGAGCCGAGACGAGUUUUAUGUGGCGUGAAUGUUAGUGUUGAGUGCUUUAAAGGCACAUUUUUGGCAUGCUCUUCCACACAGUGUGUCAUCUGUCUGUGUCAGCACAUUGCUUUUCAUGUAUAAAACCUGUCUACCUAUAUUGACCUGGGUUUGCGCCUCGAUGUCCUCUUCGCCCGAGAGUCCCGACAACUUUAGACUAUGAUUCCUUGAAAUACUUCCAUUGUUUCCUACGAUGUGUACGGCAAGAAGGAUGUGCGAACACCAUGCAAAAUAAAGUUGUACCAUAAAGAAUAA
This is a messenger RNA of Dermacentor albipictus, 9522 nucleotides long. It is a transcript of the gene Smurf, whose product is annotated as SMAD specific E3 ubiquitin protein ligase. Gene Ontology annotation, biological process: proteasome-mediated ubiquitin-dependent protein catabolic process; negative regulation of BMP signaling pathway; protein polyubiquitination. Gene Ontology annotation, cellular component: cytoplasm. NCBI's taxonomy places the organism in Eukaryota, Metazoa, Arthropoda, Arachnida, Ixodida, Ixodidae. Gene Ontology annotation, molecular function: protein binding; ubiquitin protein ligase activity. The record is from RefSeq and is a predicted model, not a curated record.